Messenger RNA from Paralichthys olivaceus (Japanese flounder), 960 nucleotides. The record is from RefSeq and is a predicted model, not a curated record. Lineage: Eukaryota; Metazoa; Chordata; Actinopteri; Pleuronectiformes; Paralichthyidae.
UGUGCCCCUCCCCCUCUCUUGCAGGACUUCCUGGAGACCCUGGAGGACUUGGAUCUGAGCUACAACAACCUGGUGAACAUCCCCUGGGAGACCAUCGCCCUGUUGGUCAGCGUCAACACCCUGAGUCUGGACCACAACCUGAUCGAGAGCGUCCCCGAGGGAAUCUUCUCCAACCUGCACAAGCUGGCCAGACUGGACAUGACGUCCAACAAGCUGAAGAAGAUUCCUCCCGACCCGUUGUUCCUGCGGAUCCCGGUGUACGCUAAGAUGAAGGGUUCCCCGCUCACGGCGCUGGUGUUGAGUUUCGGAGGGAACCCUCUGCACUGUAACUGUGAGCUGGUGUGGCUCCGCAGACUGACCAGGGAGGACGACCUGGAGACCUGCGCUUCACCCAAAGACCUGGCGGGCAAAUACUUCUGGACCAUCAGAGAGGAAGAGUUUGUCUGUGAGCCCCCGAUGAUAACUCGUCACACCUCCAAGAUGUUUGUGAUGGAGGGUCAGGAGGUCAGCCUGCGCUGCAAGUCCAUCGGAGAUCCCGAACCUUCGACGCACUGGGUCAGUCCUGACGGGAAGUUGAUCGGCAACACUUCCAGAACCAUCUGUUACGAGAACGGCUCGCUGGACAUCCUCAAGGCCUCGGUCAAGGAUUCUGGAAAGUUCACAUGCAUAGCGUCUAAUGCAGCCGGGGAGGCCACUGCUCCUGUGGAGCUGGUCGUCAAUCCGUCUCCGCACUUUGACCCCAAACUGGACCCUGACCCGGGGCCGUCGGACAUCCCCACCUCCAUCAAGUCCAACGUCAGCGGAGGCCACGCCCGGUCUGACCAGCAGAGGGUCAGCGUGUCGGAUCUGUCGUCCAGCUCUGCGACCAUCAGGUGGCCCCCGCAGAACCACAUACCAGGGGUCCGCAUGUACCAGAUCCAGUACAACAGCUCCACAGACGAUAUUCUGAUAUACAGGUAA